ACCACAUUUUAAUUUUAUAAAAAUCAUAAUGAAAUACUUCACAAGAUCAUAUAAACGUGAAAAAUUACUUGAGUUGAAAAAAACAUGUGUAAAAAAAUCUAAGGUUACAAGUAACAUUUCAACAUGUCCCUUCAACAAAAAGAAUGAUAAGAAAUACUAUCAGCAUUAUGUCGAUGACGCCAAAAAUACGAGGAUUGACUUAGUUAAUGAUGAUUGCCUGGCUGAAAUAUUCAUGUAUCUGUCAGCAUGUGAAAGACCGAAAAUUGCUUUGGUUUGCAAGAAAUGGAAAAGAGCCCUUGAUUAUGCUUGGCAGAAUGUAAAAAAACUUGAGCUAAUCCAUUGGGAAUAUAAUGAGUGCCCAAGUUAUUUAAAAAAAUAUCCAAAAAUUAAUGACCAAGUAAGAUUUUUGAAAUCGCUGCUUGAUAAAUGUGGUCGUUAUUUAACAGAAUUAGAUUUGACAGCCCAUGGUUAUUGUGGCAUAGUGCGAGUUAUUAAUGAAUCUUGUCCGAAUCUCGUAAAACUUCGGUUGAGAUUCAAGUAUAUUGAACCUGAAAUAUUAGUUAAUGCAUUUUCACGUCUAUCUAAACUGAAAGUAUUAAAAAUUAUAUUUCAAAUUCUUGAUGAUGAUGGAUAUAUACCUGAUACAUUAAUCAAUUCAUUGAGAAGCAUUGCUGGUACAUUAACUGAACUGACUCUGUCCAAUUGGAAUGAAGAAUACUUAUAUACAAACUUGAGAAUUCCACAAUUAUUCAUUCAUAUUAUUCCUGAACUAAAGGUCUUGAAAUUAAUUGAAACUGCUGGUAUACUAAUUGAUACCGACUUAUACAUGCACCUGCAACAUUUUGGAAUAUCAGUCAUCAGUCACGAUAGUGAGUUGUUUGAUCACAAGAUUAACGACAACAUACUUCCGUACGAAAAAGUUAAAACCCUGCAUUUGAAGGAUUUCGAAGCUACAGAUGAUUGUUUAUAUACUAUAGCCAAUUGCAUGAAGAACUUAAUGGGUUUGACGACAAAAUGUAAACGAAUAACCGAUACUGGUAUCGUAACUAUUUCAAAGAUAAAUAAUUUAAUAUUUCUUAUUCUUGGCGGCACUAGUCAAGUCACUGAUUCUUCGGUUAAAUUACUCAAAAAUUUAAAAUAUUUACAUUUACCAUACAGUAAUAAAAUUACUGAUGAUUCAGUCAUGAAAAUUCUUGAAAAUUCACCAGAAAUAAAAAACUUUUACGCAGUAGAAACAGCUAUAACUUUUGAAUUUAUCAAAAAAGCAGCAAAAUUAGCAUCAAUUCGAAAAAAAAAAUUGGAUUUAGGCAUUUCAAUUAAACCCGGUUUAAAACAAUAUGAAUCGCGAUAUUUGAAACUAACUCUAUUUAAUUCAUCAAUAGACAUUGUGUAUAAGUCGAAAAAAUUAAAUAAUAGUAAACGUACAAAAAAAAUAACAUAAGUUAUUAUUGUAUGAAUAAUAUAGUAUUAUUGAGAUAUUAUUAAUGUAUUGAAAUUAUGUUAUGAAAACUGGAAUAUAUAAUUUACAAUUUAGACGCAGUAAUUUGGUAAUUACCAGCUGGGUGAAUAAGGAAUUUAUUUUAUUUUAUCUUAAGUAUUUUAUUUAUCAAAAUUUUUUUUAUUAUCAAUUUGAAUAAAUUUUUUAUAUUUUAAAAUUAUUUUUUUGCUUGAUUUAUUAUUUUGAGAUUAUCCAGGCUAUCAAAUACACCAGGCUCUAAAUUUCCCUGUUCAUUUGUUUUAAAUCCAAAUAAUAAAAGAUUUUUCAAUGCACACAACAUAUUAUUUUUUUUAGUUGAAUAUAAAAUUGAAUCUAUCAUUUGCUUCAUUGAAAAAUCUUUCAUCAGUAUAAAAAAUCAGUAUAAAAAAUAAAUCAGUAUACUGAUGAAGACAGAUUUUUAAAUCUGGCGGCGAAUCGUACACACAUUGUAUAUGUUUUUAGGCUCUGUUCACAUCAUAGAAUUACCAACUAUUAGAAAAACAUUUUUAAUAUGUUGGCAACACAACAAUGUCAAUUAUUAAUUUUAAAUA
This is a messenger RNA of Aphidius gifuensis, 2028 nucleotides long. RefSeq lists its product as uncharacterized. The transcript has 4 exons. Gene Ontology annotation, cellular component: SCF ubiquitin ligase complex. Gene Ontology annotation, biological process: SCF-dependent proteasomal ubiquitin-dependent protein catabolic process. NCBI's taxonomy places the organism in Eukaryota, Metazoa, Arthropoda, Insecta, Hymenoptera, Braconidae. The record is from RefSeq and is a predicted model, not a curated record. The coding region runs from base 29 to 1441 and encodes 470 amino acids. Gene Ontology annotation, molecular function: protein binding.